AUGGAUAUGGGUGGUCUGCAAAACAUUGUGGCCAACUCGGCCUAUGUGUCAGCCCGUGGUAUUGUCGAUGGCAUGGCGGCGUCGACCAUGCGUGACAAGAAGUUUCGUACCAAGCUCAACCUCCCGCACAUCAAGAAGAGCGAGCACAUGAAGACCACGGUGGACUCCGGCUUCGACAGCAUGUGUGUCAAGCAGCCCAUUGGCAAGCGGCUCUUCCAGCAGUACCUGGAGCGUGAUGCAACCCACAAGAAUGCCUGUGAACUCUGGAAGGACAUCGAGGAUUACAACAUCACCCAGGAGAAGUACCGGGUGUAGAAGGCCCAGAAGAUCAUCAACAAGUUCUACGAAUCCAAGUCCAAGAUCUUUUGCAGCUUCCUGGAGGAGAAGGCUGUGACACGCGUCAAGGAGGACCACAAGAACAUCCGCGGAGACCUGUUCAAGGACAGCGAGCAGCAGCUUUUAAAGCACCUGGAGGCCAAGGCUAUGUCCGGCUUUAAGAACAGCAUGUACUUCCUGCGUUACAUCCAGUUCAAGUGGUUGGAAGCCCAGCCCAUUGAUGAGGACUGGUUAAUGGACUUCAGAGUGCUGGAGAAGGGAGGGUUUGGGGAGGUACACGCCUGCCAGAUGAAGGCCACAGGCAAGAUGUAUGCCAACAAAAAGCUGGACAAAGAAACAUAAAGGCUGAAGAAACAAAAAGGCUACGAGGGAGCGAUCGUGGAGAAACGUAUUCUGGCAAAGUUGCACAGUCGUUUUAUCUUAUCGCUGGUGUAUGCCUUCCAGACCAAGACUAACCUCUGCCUAGUUAUGACCAUCAUGAACGGAGGACACACGCAAAGACACAUAUACAACGUGGACGAGAAGAACCCUGGUUUCUCGGAGACGAGAGCUUGUUUCUACUCAGCCCAGAUCAUCGUGGGUAUGGAGCAUCUUCACCAGCACAGGAUCAUUGACAGGGAUCUGAAACCAGAGAAUGUGCUGCUGGAUGAUGCAGGACAUGUGCGUCUGUCUGAUUUGGGUCUUGCUGUUGAGCUUCCGCCUGAAAAAGACAAAACUAAAGGAUAUGCAGGCACAGCAGGCUUCAUGGCUCCGGAGCUGAUUGAGCAUAAAGAGUAUGACUACACUGUGGACUAUUUUACCCUGGGGGUCACCCUGUAUGAGACGAUCCAGGCCAAGGGCCCCUUCAGAACCAGAGGAGAGAAGGUAAUAAUGGAACUGUGUAAAACACGGUGAAUCUUAAAUGAUGCAGUGGCGCUCACAGACAAGUUCUGCAAAAACGGCAAGGCUAUCUGUGAAGGCCUGAUGGAAAAAGAUCCGGUAAAGCGUCUCGGCUUUAAGAACAACUCCAAUGCCUCCCACAAUUAUGUCAAGUUGGCUGGAUGCAUGCUGCCCGCACCGUUCGUUCCAAACCCCAAGGCGGUGUAUGCCAAAGACAUCCACAAAGUGGGAGCCUUUAGCUCCAUCAAGGGGGUGGUCAUCGAUGCCAAGGACAAUGAGUUCAAUGACGACUUCUCUUCUGGCAACGUGCCCAUCCCCUGGCAGGAGGAGAUGAUAGAGACAGGGGUGUUUGGAGAGCUCAACCUCUGGGCGCCAGGGGGCAAUCUGCCUGACAACCUGGACCCCAACAAAAUUCCUAUAGAGUCCAAGGGAGGGGCCUGUGUGCUGUUCUGA
Messenger RNA from Oncorhynchus tshawytscha (Chinook salmon), 1668 nucleotides. It is a transcript of the gene grk1b, whose product is annotated as G protein-coupled receptor kinase 1 b. Gene Ontology annotation, cellular component: cytoplasm. Gene Ontology annotation, biological process: signal transduction; protein phosphorylation; regulation of signal transduction. Lineage: Eukaryota; Metazoa; Chordata; Actinopteri; Salmoniformes; Salmonidae. The record is from RefSeq and is a predicted model, not a curated record. Gene Ontology annotation, molecular function: ATP binding; G protein-coupled receptor kinase activity.